This is a messenger RNA of Leucoraja erinaceus (little skate), 3697 nucleotides long. RefSeq names its product progressive ankylosis protein homolog B-like. NCBI's taxonomy places the organism in Eukaryota, Metazoa, Chordata, Chondrichthyes, Rajiformes, Rajidae. Gene Ontology annotation, biological process: phosphate ion transmembrane transport. Gene Ontology annotation, cellular component: membrane. Gene Ontology annotation, molecular function: phosphate transmembrane transporter activity. Bases 59 to 1531 code for a protein of 490 amino acids. The transcript is spliced from 12 exons. The record is from RefSeq and is a predicted model, not a curated record.
CCGCCCGCCCGCCUCACGCACCCAUCCCCGGGGAGCGAGGAAGCGGGGUGCGGGGACCAUGCUCCAACUCGCCGCCUUCCACACCCACUACUGGCCGCUGGUGCGCUUCCUCGUACCCCUGGCCGUCACCAACAUCGCUGUGGACCUCGGCGAACAGGCACUAAACAGGGGUAUAGCAGCUGUAAAAGAGGACGCAAUUGAAAUGCUUGCCAGCUAUGGGCUGGCCUACUCCCUCAUGAAGUUCUUCACUGGGCCAAUGAGUGACUUUAAGAAUGUGGGCCUGGUAUUUGUUCACAGCAGACGGGAUAGGAUCAAGGCUGUCCUCUGCAUGGUCACAGCUGGCACUGUGGCUGCCGUCUUUCACAUUCUAAUAGCACACACAGAUCUGGGAUAUUAUAUCAUCAACAAAUUACAUCAUGUGGAUGAUUCUGUGGGAGCUAAAACAAGAAAGGCAUUCCUCUACCUGGCUGCCUUCCCGAUGCUGGAUUCAUUGGCAUGGACCCAUGCCGGCAUUCUGUUGAAACACAAAUACAGUCUACUGGUGGGCUGCGCCUCUGUCUCUGAUGUUAUUGCUCAGAUUGUAUUUGUAUCCAUUUUGCUUCACAGUCACUUGGAAUGUACAGAGCCCCUCCUGAUUCCGAUUCUGGCCUUGUACAUGGGAGUCAUGGUCCGGUUUACCAUGGUGGGCCUUGGAUACUACAAGAAUGUGCAUGAUAUCAUUCCUGAGAGAAGUGGACCUGAAAUGGGGGGUGAGGCUACAAUAAAGAAGAUGUUGGCUUUUUGGUGGCCUUUGGCCUUGAUUCUAGCGACUCAGCGAAUAAGCAGACCUAUAGUCAAUUUGUUUGUGUCUCGUGAUCUGGGAGGCAGUCCAACAGCCACAGAGGCUGUUGCAGUUUUGACAGCAACAUAUCCAGUUGGUCACAUGCCUUAUGGCUGGUUGACUGAGCUUCGAGCAGUUUACCCUGCUUUUGACAAGAACAAUCCCAGCAAUAAACUUGGGAACGUGAUCAAUAAGUCACAUAUCAAGAGAUUUACUUUCACCUGCCUGGCUAUCUCUGUCACGUUGUGCUUUGUAGUGUUCUGGACUCCACAUCUGUCGGAGAAAAUUCUGGUUAACCUGAUAGGUGUGAAUUUUGCUUUUGCUGAGCUCUGCGUGAUUCCACUGCGAAUCUUUUCUUUCUUCCCUUUCCCAGUGACUGUACGAGCGCACCUAACUGGCUGGCUGAUGACCUUGAAGAAGACGUUUGUGCUGGCACCCAGUUCAAUCCUAAGGAUAGUGCUUCUCAUUACAAGUCUGAUUGUGCUGCCUUAUAUGGGAGUUCAUGGAGCCUCCUUAGGGGUUGGUUCACUUCUAGCUGGUUUCUUAGGAGAAUCGGCUAUGGUAGCAAUAGCAUCGUGUUAUGUUUAUCGCCAAGAGAAAAAGAAAAGAACACUGGAUACAGCAGCAGCUGAAGGGGAGGACUCUGCAAUGAAUUAUGACGUUGUUCCUGAAGAAAUGUCUGAGGUAGUGGAAUUGGAUGAAGAUGAGUGAGCUGGAUUUACACACUGCGGCAAUCACUCUGGUACUACACUAUGCCCUUCAUUUAUUCUCCCUCUUCCAUUUUAUUUUUCUAGAAGUGUCUAUUGCCAAAGACAACUUCUAAUUGUACUGCAGUAUUGUUUGCACUAUCGGACAGGUGCAGGCAAGGAAGGAUCUCCUAAUGUACAGUGCUGUUCCAUUUCUGCUAUUACAUGGAGGAAGAAAAUAUUAAAGAAAACAUCCAGAAUGUCUUCCACCUUUAGCUUGGCUGACACCUUGCCUCUCAUGAUAUUAGCAACACAUGUGCAACCAAAGCAUCUUUCAUUUGUUUGCUCUCCUGUUGUCCUGUUUUCCAUAAAUCUUUGAAAUGCAAAGGGUAUAUAUUUGGGAAUUUAACUUUAUUUAAUUGUUUAAGUAUUACUUCUUUAAAAUGUUUGUUUGCAGUUAGAUUUCUAGUGGCCUGUGGGAUUUGCUGCCAUAAUGCUGCUGUUCAAGGUGGAGCUUGUCACCAAAACCACAAAGUACACAAUUUAGAAAAAGGUUAAAACAUAUCAAGAUUAUUUUUUUAAUACCAAAAAGUGUUUGAUAACAGAAUUUGAGCAUAAUGAUGUGCGUGGGAUGGUGAUGCAAGUAAAAUGCUAAAUGUGGAGAAAUUAAUACUAAAACAGACAUUACUUGAAUUUCAUAAACUCAUAAUACUAAAAAGGUACGAGGUUAUUAAUACUUGAAAUAUAUAUGUUUUUAAAGUGGUGUGAAAUUUGACAACAUCAAAGUACACAAGUUUGUUACUCACACUAAAAUAUAUGAACUGAUUCAAAGCAUUGUAUAUUGUAAAGAGGGAAUCGUUAAUUCAUUACAGCUCAUUAGAUAGUUUACAUGUGGAAAAAUAGCUAUUUCUUACAAACAUUGAUGACACGUACGUUGCAACUGGGUGCUUGGUAGGGUUCUCUGGAAGAGUGUCACCAGCACAGACUGAACAAUAAUCUCUGUUUCACUGUUCACUUUUCACUGUUUAAGUGGCAUUUCAUUUUCUGCAUGUACAUUUGAAGUUAAAGGAACCUUGAUUUAAAUAUACUCAUCAGUAUUCUAGUUUGAUAAGCCAUUUGAAAAGUCAUUAAAUUUCUUCAGAUAAUCGACCUUUGUUCUAAAUAAUGAAGUUCAUUCUGCCGGUCAUUAUUUUAAUCCAAUUGUUACUACACUUCAAUGGCUUCAGUGAAAAAUAUAGCAAGAAGUUAUAAGGAUGAAAAUCGUUUAUUAUUAAGACCUAUUGAACAAGUGACAACCUUUAAUUUACCUUUGAAGGAAAUUUCUUUGAGAGCCAUAAUGGCUGGCUCUCAGGGACAAGGUUAACAGAAUAAUGCACUGUUAAGGAGCUUUGCUUUUUAUUUAACACUCCCGCACAUGGCCACAAAGUGCCCUAUGAUGUGAUUGGGUGUGGAAAUUUCAAAAUAUCAGCAGAUUUGCUUAAGGAGAAAAACAAAUCACAGCCACUCUUUAGUAAAUCAAUGCGUUUUGUGAGUGUGUGCAAUAGGCACAUACAGGCAAAAUCUGUAGUAAUACCCAAAAUAUUUGGUAAGCAGUUCACCCAUUACUGAAAGGCACAAACUGGCUUGGCAAGAGCAGUGUUUUUAGUCAGGGAAGUAAAAGCCUAUAUUUUUUUUUAAAUUAGUGCAUCAGUGAUCAUUGCUAUACUGAGUGUUUCAAACACUUAUGGUCACAAUAUUCUUCUAUUUAACUUGAAGAGGCCCCUGACAAUAUUAAUUGAAAUUAUCUUGAUGUGAUUCUCAGCAUUAUUGUUACUAAAUAGUUAGAUUAAAUUUUGUGUAAAAAUUAUGAAUGUUGUGUAAAUGAGUGAAGACCUGUUCUCUUUAAUAGCCUAGCUCUACAACAUGCUUUAAAUCUCUUCAAGCAGCGAAAUGUUCCAAAGUUUUCAUUAAUUUAAGGUACCAAUGUGCCCCGUUUAACAUAUAAGUGUAAUUUUAAUAUACCAAAUAUAUUGUUAUUUCCAUAUAUAUAUAUAUCAUGUGUAUUUUCCACAGUAUUAAUUUGAUUUGAAUCCAUUAUUUUGGGCUUAUGAUCUUGUGCUUUUUCAGUUGACUAUUCAAUUAAAAAAAAAACCAUGUUGAUCACUUUUGCAUAGUGCCAUAUGAAACAGUUUGAUGUUUUAUAAAAUAAGAU